CAGCAGUUUACCCAUACUAUUUUUGCGGUCUCCAAGUCUAACAUUAUAAGAUACCCCCAUCAGCAGCUCUUCAGUAGCAAAACCCACUUAGCUGUCUUGUGACCAAAACCCACCGAGAACAACAUGUGCACUCAACUCGACGCCGCCUUUAUCGCCCGUCUCUCCCUACACGAUCCCACCCACUUCAGCAUCCAGCACUCCCAACCCUCUCACCGCCUGACUCUCCUGCAGCACUGGAACAUUUCCACUGGCUCCAAUGUGCUGGAACUAGGAUGCGGGCAGGGGGACUGCACGACUGUCCUCGCCAAUGCUGUGGGCGAGCAGGGGAGGGUGGUGGCGGUCGAUCCGGCGGAAUUGGAUUAUGGUGCUCCGUAUACGCUCGGCCAAGCACAGGGUCACAUCUCGCAAGGCCCACUGGGUAGGCGGAUUACUUGGGUCCGACAAUCCCCCCUGGACUACCUCUCCUCCCUCCCCUCCCCUUCUUCCCCCUCUUCGCCGCCCGCCAGCGACCCUAAGGCCUUGGACGCAACAGUUCUCGCCCACUGCCUAUGGUACUUCGCCUCCCCCUCACUCAUCCUUUCCACUUUUUCUGCCAUCAAGCAACACAGCAAGCGUCUCCUCCUUGCCGAGUGGUCGUUAGUAGCGACGCACCCCUCUGCCCAGCCUCACGUGUUAGCUGCUCUCACCCAGGCAGCGCUGGAGUGCCGUAAACCCAAGGGCAGCGUCUCAAACGUCCGCACGGUGCUGGGGCCAAAGCAGCUUACCGAGAUGGCCCUGGCUGCGGGAUGGCAUCUGGAGAGCGAGACUCGCGUGCAAGGUAGUGAAGGUUUGUUGGAUGGACAAUGGGAAGUCUCUACUUGUCUUUCUUCCUCUUUCGAAAGGGAAGUGGAGGAGCAAGUUAGUGAUGAGAGGGAAAGGGCGGUGGUUCUUGCGUUACGGGAUGCGUGUGAGGCAAGCUUGGAGGGUGUCCCAGGGGGUCGGCAAGGAGUUAGGGCCAUGGAUGUUUGGAUUGCUAAUUUUGUCUGAUUAUAAGGAGCCAAAACAGGGUAGAUAUUAACCCUCCCUUUACCACUAUUAACACUGUUCUAUUUGGCAAAUAGUCUAAAAGAAUUUAUACCUUUAAAUACAAAACCCACUUAUUUUUA
Molecule: messenger RNA, 1145 nt
Organism: Aspergillus caelatus
Lineage: Eukaryota; Fungi; Ascomycota; Eurotiomycetes; Eurotiales; Aspergillaceae
Exons: 2
Coding region: 124-1026 (300 amino acids)
Source: RefSeq, a predicted model, not a curated record